AUGUCCACCCCGAUCCACACCUUUUCAAUAACUCCACUAGCUCAAUUCUCCAACAAAAACUCUCAGAUCCGCCGUCCCCAGGAAAUCACGCACUUCUCAUACGAUGACCGCCGCCGCCUCCACCACGACCCGUCCUCGCUAAAAUCUUACUACCCCCCGCCGCUGGGCAGUGAUCUGUCGCGUGGAUUCGAGAGCUUCCGGAAACAUGAUAGUAGCAUAGACGAGCAUUUGGAUGGGCUAUUGGAGGCGAUUGUUGAGUUUGAGAGGAGGAGCGGGCAGAAAGUUGCUGCCGACGUUAUCACUUGGAGGGGGAUGAUGACUAAGUUUAUGGUCUUGCCGUUUGAUAUGCGAGAUGGCUUCGAAAUGAAUGCUAUAAAGUUUCAAGGCUCAAUCUUCAUUGAAGAAAACCACUCCUACAAGCUAAACUCCCAAAGCGUGCCGUUCCCCCGUCAAGACUUAAUGACAUAUUGGGGCUACAAAUUUGAAGAAAUCUCCACUCUUCCCGGUAAUCCUUCAGACUUUUCCCGCGAGGCCAUAGAAUUGCGCGACCACAACAUUGUGAAUAACGAGGAACAAUUCUGCUCGAUUGUGAAGACUGGUUUCGGUGGUGUCAGACUGAUUAUCGGUGGGGAGGUUGAUGCUGUAUGGGACCAGAACCCUCCCCCGGACCCGCUGAACAAACCUCCGGUUUACGUGGAGCUCAAGACCUCAAAAACCCCACGGCGCCCACACGAGCAUGUCAAUUUUGAGCGUAAGAUGUUGCGCUUCUGGGCUCAAUCGUUCCUGCUUGGGAUAGCCAAGGUUGUGGUUGGCUAUCGUGACAACGAAGGCAUCCUCGAAGGGUUGGAGGAGAUAGAGACUACGAGUAUUCCUGGAAUCGCAAAGCGCAGUGGGCGGCAGCUCUGGGACGGGAAAGUUUCCAUUGACUUCACAACCACGAUUCUUGAGUGGAUAAAGCAGACCAUUGAAUCGGCUCCUGAAGGCACCCUCUGGCGCAUUACACAUGCUCCAGGAUCUAAUACUGUUGGCUUAUCCAUACUCUCUCAAAGUUCCUUCUUAUCUCCUACAUUUCUGGAAUGGCGGAAUAAUAUCUAA
Messenger RNA from Tuber melanosporum (Perigord truffle), 1095 nucleotides. RefSeq lists its product as uncharacterized. Lineage: Eukaryota; Fungi; Ascomycota; Pezizomycetes; Pezizales; Tuberaceae. Gene Ontology annotation, biological process: nuclear-transcribed mRNA catabolic process; NAD-cap decapping. Gene Ontology annotation, cellular component: nucleus; cytosol. Gene Ontology annotation, molecular function: mRNA 5'-diphosphatase activity. The coding region runs from base 1 to 1095 and encodes 364 amino acids. The record is from RefSeq and is a predicted model, not a curated record. The transcript is spliced from 8 exons.